CGAGAACUAGCCAGCCCUGUUUGGCUGGAUUUUGUGAUCAUAUAGGACAAUCCCCCCACGUCGCGAGCAAAGGACAAACACGGAGCUUUUCAAAUAAGACACCGGUGGCUUUAAUUUUUUUUUUCAUUUCCUGAAGUGAAUAACCGAAAAUAUGACGAUGACAGCCAGACCCUGGACACGGUACACCUACACAGCUGUCCUGCUUCUUGGACUCUGGGCUGUUCCAUCAAGCGGACACAGCAACGGUCAAAACAUUGAUGGCGCCUGCAGCAGCCUGGCACCCCAGCACUACCCUCCCCCGCAGAUCACAGCUCCCCCCUAUCAGAUUACUUUCACCCCCGCCCAAUACAACUCCAGUACGCCUAUCACAGUCAACAUCAGCAGCUGUAGCCCUACAGAUGGCUUCAAGGGUUUCAUGAUACAGGCCAGGCGAGCAGGGUCCAACUCGACGGACAUGAUCGGCAACUUCAGCGUUGUUGCGGGCACAAACCCAGCCUGCAGUGGUUCAGCACUUGUACAUAACAACGACAUUGUAAAACAGUCGAUGCUAUUGCAGUGGAAUCCACCCCCUACCCCAGUGGGGGAUUUAGUCUUCAGGGUGACGUUUGUGAAAGAUUACAAUACAUUCUGGGUUAAUCUCCAAUCUGAAGUUCUACAAGAUGCCAACCUUACAACCCAUAUUCAGUUGAACGAAUCUGAUAUUACCCCAGCUUGCAGUCAAUCCAACGUGACACAACCCCCAGUGACAACAACCCUAACUCCAGUUCCUUCUGGAACUUUCCCAAAACCCAUUGGGUGUGGCCAGAGCAUGGGCUGCUUCUCCUCAUGUUCUGACACCCAGUGUAACUACAUCAUAGCCUGGGAGCAGGGGGGAUUCAACAACAGUGACGCCAUCAUCAACAUUACCGCAGCCGUGGCGUUUGCCAGUGGCUCAUACCUGGCACUAGGGUUCUCGUAUGAUUCAGAGAUGGGGGAUGACAGUGUAAUGGGUUGUGCCUUUGGUUCCAACUCCAGCACCAUUGUCAAGUUUACUGGAUACACUACAGGAACAGUUGCUCCAUCAAUGUUUAAUGAUAGUGAAGUGAAGCUGACAAGCAGCAUGUAUGUUGAUGGUAUUCUAAGCUGUUAUUUCCAGAGGCCCAUAGCUGGAAAAGACAAGCGUUACGAUCUCACAAAAUCGUGGACUUUACUGUUUGUAAGAGGCCGCGCUAGUGUUGACAAGAACGUUGCGUACAUCCAAGAUCACAAUCAAGACAGACACAUCUCUGAGCAGCAGGUCAGCAUUGACUCAUGGGUAGACCUGGGCAAGGUGGAGGAGGAGAGUGCUUUGAUUAAAGCUCAUGGUAGUUUAAUGGUGGGGGCCUGGGUUUUCUUUGCAAGUGUUGGUAUUGUGGCGGCCAGGUACUACAAACCUGUGUGGAAGUACAGCUUGUGUUCCCAGAAAGCCUGGUUCCUUAUCCACAGAUUUAGCAUGGUGAUUGUAUUUUGUGCAACUGCAGCUGCUUUUGUCAUUAUAUUUGUCAAGGAAAAAGAAUGGAGUUAUAUUGAUGUUGAAGGAAAAAAGUUUUUAGAGGGACACCCCAUAAUGGGGGUCAUAGUAAUGGCACUGACGUUAAUCAAUCCUAUUAUGGCAUUUUUCCGACCACAUCCUGGAACAGCCAAGAGACCAAUCUUUAACUGGGCGCAUUGGUUUGUUGGAACAGCUGCUCAUAUUUUAGGAAUCAUCACCAUAUUUUUUGGGGUUCAGCUACCCGACGCUGAUUGUCCGUACUACGUGGUCUACAUACUGGCAGCAUACGUAGCAUGGCAGAUUUUUGUGGAGCUUCUGCUGGAGUUUAUUUCUUGUAUUGGAAGGAAAAAAGACCGAAGUGAUGUUUACGAACUAAACAGUGGCAGCGAGCCUAAGAUGGAGCCUACAGUAGAAAGCCGAUGGGUAAUCAUCACCAAGCGCGUCAUCUUUGUCCUUCAUGUCCUCAUUGUUGCUGCCCUGACAGCCGCUGUCAUUGCCAUCAUCUCCCUGGGCAAGAAAAAUCUGGAAGAUUAAACAAGGAAAUGUUUUACUUCAUAUAAGUUUACAAAGUCAUAGGAACCAGCUCAAAUAUUCAUCUUUGAUGUUUAAAAAAAAUAGAUUCCUGCGAACACUGUUAGUCAACUGUGUAUAUUAUAUUUGUAAAGUGGAUUUGGUUUACUGUGAUUGAAUUUCUGUAAAUUAACUUGUUAGUCAAAAUUGAAUAUUAAACACUAUAGUUAUAAACCAUAUCUAAAUAACUUCAAUCAAAAAUUAGUGACAGAUUGUUGACUUGCUUAUUAAUAGUAGAAACUUUUAUUGUAAACCAAGUACUUGGACACACAGAUCCCAGUAUCAUUGAAAGUAUUUAACCAAGAUAAGUAUACAAAAUAAAAUAAAAAAAUAAUAGUAGGUAAAAGUUAAAUAAUUGGUAAGUUCAAAUUCUCACAUUAAACAAAAGUAGACUUUAAUUAUCAUAUUUUUAUGGUUUUUUUAAUUGAAAGUUUUAUUAUUAAUUAGUAUCUUUAACCAUGUUUAUUAAUUCAUUAUAAUAUUUUAAUGUUUAAUUAACUUGGUAAGAUGACGUUGACUUGGUUUUGUCCCCUAUUUAACAUUCACAAAUCUAAGGGAUAUAACUGAAGCUUACUCAAAACUGAUCCAUUUAGGUUUAUGUGACAAUUUUUUAACAAUUGUAUUGGUUUAACAUACAGUUAAUGAAAUUAAUUGUGUAAUUCUUUUUCAUAAUUGUAAUUUUGUAUUUAUAUUUAGCAAGUGUUUGUAGCAUGCCAAAUAUUAGUGUUCUGUUACUGUUUUUGAUUUUUAAAAUUACGAUUGAAGCAAUUCAAAAUUUAAAAAAAAAUUAUACCACUUCAUGAACAACAGGUCCCUUCGCCAUAGAGACCAUAACAUUCUCUGCUCAUUGGGAAAAAUGCCAAUGAUAAUCAUGGUUAUCAUUUACAGAGGGUAAUGAAGGCUUUGCUAUUGUAUAUAGGUGUUUGAUUUAGAAAGGCAAGUCAGACAGCUUAAUACAAUCUCUAGCAGCUGGAGUUUAUCUGGCCACUCUCUGGUUUCUAGUUAAAGCUUGAACUCUCAUUCCUUAUCGUCCUGAGACGUAUUUGUUAACCGUGGUAGUUUCCCUUUGAUUCAAGCAUACAACUACAUUGUUUUGAUAACGUCCCUUUAAUUGAAAAAUAAAACGACUACAAUGUUGUUACCAUACACUAUUGAAUCGAUCAAUAGAACAAUUUAAGCUGUUCACCUAUUUUCUUUAUUUAAAAAUUAAGUUUUUUUUAAAAUUCCUACUUUUCUGUAUGAAAGUUGUUUAUUGUUUGGAUUUCAUUGUUAGAUUAACAGGGGCACUAAACCUAGCCAUAACCUCUACCCUAACACUAGACUUGACUUGGUCCUUUUUACACCUAGUGGGUCUCAAGGGUUACCCUACAAACUAAACAACACCUCAUUGUUUACCCUUAUGAAAAUACGGCGGGAGAAAUCCUUGAAACAAUUCUGUUUUAUCAUGCCAGAGUAUAGAGAACAAGCUUUUUUUUUGUGACAAACAUUUAUUUCAAGGCACAGACAGCCCCAGACCGAUGACAUUCAUCAUCAAUUAUCGCCAUCAUCUUCUUCAUCAUCUUCUUCAUCGUCUUCAUCAUCAUCUUUACCCGUUCGUGCCCAAAAUACAAGUGCAGAUGAAGCAGAGGUCAUCUGUUUAACGAUCUCUGCAUACACGGGGAGAGUGUGGUCAAUACUAUGCCCUGCCGCCUUGGUUUCUCUAAUGUGAACCAGGUACCCAUCAGAGCUGGGUGGACUCAGGGACUCUAAACUUUCGGGUUAGCGGUCGUGAGCUCUACCAUUCGACCACGCCGUCUCUUGUGACUUUAAGCUAACCCUAAUUUUAAUCCUAACACCCCAGACCUAGCUAGUCUUGUACAAACUAAUACAAAAAUUCUAACACGAAAAUAAGACAUAGUUUACCCACACCCUACCCUAAGUUAGAUCGAUAGAUAACAACGUUUUAUAUAACACCCCAUUUCUAGCAUCACCCUAAGUUGUGUCAGUCUAUUGAAUAAUAUUAUUAUUAAGAAGAGAUUUAAAAAAUAAUUCAAUGGAAGUGUUGUACAGCUUUGAUUUAUACUACCGCCCCACCCCAUAUAACAUAACACAACACACAUAACCUCUCCUAUCACUUUGGUGUGUUAUAAUAAUAAAACGCGUGAACUAUCCCCACCUCACAAGAGAGCAAUAAAUUCUUGUAUUUUAAGACAGAAGAGUCAUGAUAUUAAAUCAGUCAACAGGAUUGCCAAAUCUGUGAUUAGUCAUACUUAUUACAUUAUUUUAUGUACUUUUAUGUAUACCCUUCUAAUGAUAUUGAUAUUACACGAUUCUUUAACUCUAUAGUAAAUGAACGUCUAAUGAUGAGUUGAAGUAUUUUUUUUUUGUAACAACCAUCAUUGAGAGUGACUAUAUAACAUCAAAUAUCAACUGCUGUAAUCAUAUUGAUCGAGUUACAUACCAAUAUAUUAUAUACUGACAAGUGUACUUUUUAUUUAUUAAUUUAGAUAUUAAUUAAGGGGAUAUAAUCGUGAUCUUGGGUUGUCGAACACGGAGCUCAAAACUCCACCCUUCCCCCCACCCAAAGUGUUUGUUGUUUAUUUUUUUUCAACAUGUAGUUAAAAUGCUACUCAAUAUAAAAGACUUACUUACAUUUAUUUUAGAAAUUGUCUUAAAUUUGUAUGACUGUGUUGUUGAAUUUCAAAUGUUUAAGUAAAAGAAAAAAUUAGGCCUCCUUAAAAAGAAGCACAAAAAGAUAUUCUUAAACAUGCUAACAAACUCGCCCCCCCUCCCCCCAGCCCUUUCAUUUUUAAAUAAAGUCAUUUUAUCCUGCCUUUUAUUAUUUAUUUUAUCUUAAAGUUUAUUUCAACCAGCUAUGACUUAUUAUACAAAAUGCAUUGUGUGAAGAAAUUUGUCAUUUACUAUGCAAUCUAGUUUUAAAAUCUUUACUGUAUUUGAAUAAAACAUUUACAUUUUC
Molecule: messenger RNA, 5036 nt
Organism: Physella acuta
Lineage: Eukaryota; Metazoa; Mollusca; Gastropoda; Physidae
Product: putative ferric-chelate reductase 1
Cellular component (GO): membrane
Source: RefSeq, a predicted model, not a curated record